Molecule: messenger RNA, 2314 nt
Organism: Salvia miltiorrhiza (redroot sage)
Lineage: Eukaryota; Viridiplantae; Streptophyta; Magnoliopsida; Lamiales; Lamiaceae
Product: putative disease resistance protein At1g50180
Exons: 2
Coding region: 242-1942 (566 amino acids)
Biological process (GO): defense response to other organism
Molecular function (GO): ADP binding
Source: RefSeq, a predicted model, not a curated record
CAAAACAAGUGGAGUUAAUUAAGAUAAUCAUGUGCUUUCUCAUAAGCUAAACAACUUUCACACUUUUCCCCUCUUUCCUCACACAACUCUCCAAGAACUAAUUUCUCUUUUCCACAAUCCAAAUACUUCGCAAUCUCGAUUGAAGAAUUUGUAUUCACCACAACGAGUUGCAUAUCCUUAUUCCUCUCUCUAUAUACUGUCACCAAUACUAAAUCGAUCGAUCGAGUCUGGAAUUGUUGUGAUGGCAGAAGCAGUGGUGUCGACUGCUCUAGAAACCUUGCGUGAUUUGUUGGUGGAAGAAGCAAGGUUUUUAUCCGGUGUGGGUGACGAAGUGAAGGAGCUCGAGAUCCAGCUCAAAGAGAUGAAGUGUCUUCUCAAAGAUGCCGACAGAAGACGACAUGAAAAUGAAACCAUUUUCAAUUGGAUCUCAGAGAUCAAAGAUCUUGUGUACAGAGCCGAAGCUGCCAUUGAAAGACACGCAGCUUAUCAAGUGACUUCAAGGAGAAAACGAGGCCUCAAACAGCUCCUCCGCAGAUGUAGUUGUAGUUUGGAAGAAUACAAGUCGAUCCACCAAUUAGGCUCGGAGAUUUCACCGAUCAAAUCCCGACUUGAAAGGAUAAACAAGGAAAUGUUAGAAAGUGGCAUAAAGAAGAGCAUCAUCAACAAUACAGAUGAAGGGGAAAGCUCGUCCGCCAACAACAGAGCAAGGAAGAGCUUCCCCGAAUUCGAGAUCGGAGAGUGUUUUGUGGGAAUGAAGGACGAGCUCAAGCAGCUUCUUCAUCUCCUAGUGGAAGACGAAAAGCAUCGAGUAAUUUCAGUGUGGGGAAUGGGGGGAUCAGGCAAGACCACCAUUGCCAAAAAGCUCUACAACGAGAACAACACCAGCUUUGAUCUUUGCGCAUGGGUUUGCAUUAGUCAGCAAUGUCAAAGUUUUCAAUCAGUUUGGAAUGAUGUUCUCAUGCAGCUACAACAUCAAAACACGAAGGAUAGGCCAAAAAUAAGGGAGGAUGUUACAAGUUUGAGCGAGUGGGAGUUGAACGAGCGACUAUGCAAGAUACAAAGAGAGAAGCGAUGCCUCAUUGUUUUUGACGAUCUUUGGAAAAUUUCUGAUUGGGAUGGCUUCAAGCAUUCCUUCCUUGUCCAAGAUUUGCAGAGCAAAAUCUUGAUCACCACGCGCGAACGGGAAGUCGCGGAGAUUGGAUGCCCUGUCAAACUUGGGCUUCUAAAAGAGGAAGAUGCUUUGGAACUACUCAAGAAGAAAGCAUUUGCCCACGCCAACAUUCCAGAGUUUGCAUUGGAAGAAAAUUUUGAGAAAAUAGGGAAAGAAAUGGUGCAGAAAUGUGGGUAUUUGCCGUUGGCAAUUUCUUUACUUGGCGGGGUCUUGAGAAUGAAAAAUUCGAUGAUGGAGUGGGAGUUAGUAAAUGAGGAUAUCAAAGACUUCAUAUAUAGAGAUGAAAGUGAGAUUGAUGGAGUGCUAAAUUUAAGCUAUGAAAGUCUACCCUAUUAUUUGAAGCCUUGCUUUCUCUAUAUGGGUAUAUUUCAAGAGGACGAAGAUAUAGAUGUUAAGGAUCUAUAUAUGAUGUGGAGAGCACAAGGCAUGAUUUCAUAUGAGAAUAUUGGAGACAAUGACAAAAAUUUGAGGGAAAUCGCGGAGCUCUACUUGGGUGAGUUGGCCUCCAGGUCCAUCGUCCAAGUCGAAAUUUACGAUGGUGUCACAAGUGGAAGAAAAUAUAGGAGCUGCAAACUUCAUGAUGUAGUAAGAGAACUAUGUUUGAAAUUGGGGAGAAGUGAGGAUUUUGGUGCGCAGAGUUUGGAGUAUCAAAGGGGAAAGUUUCCUCGCAUAGGAAAAUACGGCAUUUGGCUAUAUAUUUCAGGAAGGAAGUUCAAGUGGAACCUGACGAGCUUACACUCACUUGGGGAGAAGAUAGUAGUGAACAUUUAAGGUCUCUUCAAAUGUUCAGUCACAUAAAUUCGGGUGUUGUUGAGUUUCCCCCGCAAGGUAUCGUUGAUUUUCAUAAAUUCAAAUUGCUGAGAGAUCUAGGUAUGGUGGGAUUCAAAUUUGAAGGAAGAAAGUUAUCGAAAGGAAUCACUAGUCUUGUUCACCUUAGACGUUUGUGUUUAGAAAGAUGUGAAUUUGAUACGCUACCAUCGUCCAUAAGGAAUUUGGUAUACAUGGAUACCCUUGAUUUAACUUAUUCGAGGAAUGUUGGAGUUCCAAAUGUUUUUAAGGAAAUGGUACUUUUAAAGCACUUGUUUCUUCCCGAUUAUGAUGAGGAAAAUAUUGGAAGUUAUCGACUAACAUUGGACGAGGGAG